Phoenix dactylifera (date palm) is the source of this 378-nucleotide messenger RNA. The record is from RefSeq and is a predicted model, not a curated record. Lineage: Eukaryota; Viridiplantae; Streptophyta; Magnoliopsida; Arecales; Arecaceae.
AUGCGAUUUGGAAUACGUGGAAAACUCAGUCCACGCUAUGUGGGCCCCUUUGAGAUUCUGGAAAGAGUAGGAGCUGUGGCAUACAAAUUGGCACUCCCACCUUCACUGUCUGGAGUUCACAAUGUUUUUCAUGUUUCCAUGUUAAGAAAGUAUAUUCCAGAUAUGAGCCAUGUGGCAGAGGUGGCUCCCCUACAGCUUAAAGAAGAUUUGACAUAUCCUGAGCAGCCUGUACGUGUGGUUGAUAGAAAAGAACAAGUGUUGAGGAGGCGCAUGAUUCCUUAUGUUAAGAUUCAGUGGAGCAAUCACUCAGAACGAGAGGCUACGUGGGGGCUGGAGGACGAGAUGAAGAAAAAAUAUUCGGACCUUUUUGCAAGCUAA